Debaryomyces hansenii CBS767 is the source of this 1239-nucleotide messenger RNA. RefSeq lists its product as uncharacterized. The coding region runs from base 1 to 1239 and encodes 412 amino acids. NCBI's taxonomy places the organism in Eukaryota, Fungi, Ascomycota, Pichiomycetes, Serinales, Debaryomycetaceae. The transcript has a single exon. Gene Ontology annotation, molecular function: cysteine-type carboxypeptidase activity; K48-linked deubiquitinase activity; cysteine-type deubiquitinase activity. Gene Ontology annotation, cellular component: cell periphery; cytosol. The record is from RefSeq and is a predicted model, not a curated record. Gene Ontology annotation, biological process: protein K48-linked deubiquitination.
AUGUCCCAAUUUAACAACCCUGAAGAUGCAGAAUCUUCCAAUAUUUUCCAAAUAAAAGUAAUUACGUGGUCCGAAUACGAGCAUCAAACUCCAAUUUUACUCCAGGAUUUAAAUGGUCCAUGUCCGCUAAUUGCCCUUGUGAACACAUUAUUGUUGAAGAAUGAAAUAGACGUUCGGAAUGAAACGUUUAAUCCCGUUCAAGACGAAUUCCAGGUUAACAGACAAAGAAAAUUUGGUGGAAUAAACAAUUUGAAGUUAUUAUUGUUAAGAGAUCACUCAAAUACGGGAUCAAUUGAAUUAAGUAGAUUACUAUCUCAAUUGGGUGAUAUAUUGCUAGUCAUGCUAGAAGUUCAAGGCAACAAGGUUUCUAAUUAUGAUCUUGACAAUUUAUUAAAAAGUUUGCCAUUAUUACAUACUGGUCUCUCUGUUAAUCCAAAUCUCAUAGACGGUAAAUUCCCACCAGAAGAUUUAUCAACAACAUUAUUUGAUUUAUUUGACUUAAAGCUCAGACAUGGUUGGUACUUUUGUCCAUCUUUUGGGAGUUCAUCUAAUUCGACCGAACCUGACGUUGGUAGUGGUGUUUCUUUGGAAGGUAUCUUUCGUGAACUACAAACCUUUGAUGAGAUUCAAGACUUCUUGCUUUAUGAACCCAGAAAUGAUAUUCAAGCCGAUGUUAGAAUUGAAAUUCAAGAAAAGCAAAGGAUGAUGAAGGUAUGGUUAGAUAAUAAUCCCACGCAAUUGACUGAUGCUGGAAUUAAACAUUUAAAUAAGACACUACAGCCUGAAGAAUUCAUUGUUUUCUUCAGGAAUAAUCACUUUAGCACUCUUUAUAAAAAGGAUGAAAAUGAUUUUUAUUCUUUGCUUACUGACGCUUCCUUUGAUAGAAGCGAUAAAUCUUAUAAGAAUAUUGUUUGGCAAUCGUUUAUAUCGGUAUCUGGUAAGGAUGAUUUAUUUUUCACGGGCGGCUUUGCCCCUGUGCUAGGAGACGAUGAAUCGAAUGGCAACGAUGAUGAUUAUAUGUUAAUAAAGCAAUUACAAGAAGAAGAGGAUGAAGCAAUAGCCAAGCAGAUGCAGCAGCGGUAUAAUAAAGAUGAAACUAAAAGAAAAGAUCUGGCUUCAACCAAGAAAUCGGAUAAAAAUACAGCUAAUAAGAAAGAGAAGAACUCACCACCAUUAAACGAAUCAAAUAGCAGUCUGAAAACUAAACUGAAAAAGAAGUCUACAUGUAUAAUUGUCUAG